UCUAAUUCCAAAAUAAUUAUCCUCCCUCUGUUCUUCAGCCAUCGUUUGAAAAAGCAAGCAACCCCUCUGAAAAUUUCCAAAGGCUUAAUUAGCACCUAAAGUCAAGAGAGAUCCAUCGGUACUUACAAUCUCUUCAACGAAAAAAAAAAAGAAAGAAAGUUCUGCACCGUUUCUUGAGUACGCACCGUCGCCCGGAGAUGAUUCCUUCCGAUUAUACUAAUAUGGAGAUACAUAACGAAGAAGACAACCUCUCAGCAUUGGGUAACUCUGGCGGAGACUUCGACUGUAACAUAUGUUUGGAUCAGGUUCGUGACCCGGUCGUGACUUUGUGUGGCCACUUAUUUUGUUGGCCCUGCAUUUACAAGUGGACGUAUUCUACCAACAAUUUAAGACAACGUGUCGACCAGUACGAUAAUAAGAAGGAAUCCCCAAAAUGUCCGGUCUGCAAAUCCGAGGUCUCUGACGGUACGCUUGUCCCUAUCUACGGGCGGGGACAGAAAACACCCCGGUCUGGUUCGAACGUACCGAGUAGACCAUCCGGUCCGGUUAAUGACUUGAGAAGAGUUGGUCAACAUGUAAGAGAAGGUGAGAGUCAGCAAUACAUGUAUAGGAUGCCUGAUCCGGUGAUGGGUGUGGUAUGCGAAAUGGUAUACCGGAGACUAUUUGGAGAGUCUUCGAGCAACGUGACACCGUACAGGGGCGACCAGUACACAAGUCUCCGGUUAAGACGGCGGACAAUGCAGGCAGAUGAGUUCCUAAGCAGAGUCUACUUGUUCCUGCUUUGCUUCAUGGUUAUGUGUCUACUUCUUUUCUAAUUAUAAGAGCAUCAGUAUUCACAAAGUUUAUAAGAAGGAUAUCUCAUAAUACAAUAUAUUAUAAUCAAAACUAAAUUAUAAAUUAAAAGAAUUUUUUUUUUUGAUCAAAAAUUAAAAGAAUUUAAGCUAAUAAAAAUAUUCGAAGAUUUAAGGUAGCCUUUCAAAAAAAUUUAUUGAAGUAACUUGGAUUAGAGAUUGUCUAUCUUUCUCUUUCCUUCUUUUGUUUUAUAUCCUUUUUCAUUUGUUUUAUUAUUUUAGUAAGAAGAACUUAGUUGAGAUACCAAAUGAUGUGGUUUCAAAAUAAAAGAAGAAGAUCCUCUCUCUCGACCACAUAAAAAAGAAAUAUAAAGCUUGAGUACACCACCGGCUCCUGGUGGCGCGUGGGAGCGCGUGCCGGAGCCGGUGGACCCCUUCUCCCCCUCUUUUGGUUGUUCUUUGCUUCACCUACCUCUCCUUUCCCUCUUCGUUUUGUUCGGAGCUCUGGUCCGGCGUAGAUCUACAGUCUUGUUCUUCACUCGAGAAGUGACGAAUCUGGAGGUGUUGCGACUUCCACUGGAGUUUACGACGCGGUGGUGUGGAUCGGUUUGGUCGGAGGAGUCGGCUUUUCUGGGCAGUUGAGUAGAUCGCGUUUCCCUCUUUUGAUCUCUCUUCCGGUUCAAGGUUCUCGACAAGGUAUGGUGGUGCGUCUCUCUCUCUCUUCGGUUGGCUGUGGUGUCUAUGGGCGUCAUGGUUCGUGGUUUGUGGAGACGUGGGUUGUUGGUGUUUUGGAUUUGCGGACCAUGGCGGGUCGUGAUGGUUCUGUCCUUUCAUCUUGGGUUUGUGGUGUUUUGGGGCUGUUUGGUUUGGUCCGUCACGGGUGAUAAGCUUUGGCUUAUAUUAGUCUGAACCUUCUUCUGUUUGUGGUCCUAAAUUGAAUUUGUUAGGACUCUACUAACUUUAUGCUCGGGAAUUUUGAUCGUUUAAGGGCCAAGGGAAUUUGCGUUUUGAUGGCUUUGACUUAGCAGUUUUUUAUAAGGGUUUUGUGUCCUUUGGUUGCUUGCCGUUUGGUUCUUCUUCAGUGAGUGUUCAUGGAGAGGUUUGUGGGCAAGGCUUUGUCUUCUUGUUGUUUGGUGAGCUUCUUUCUUAGUUCGUAGAGUGUUUAUGUAUCCAAGGCGCGUGGACCGAGCAGCGUUCCCCUUGUCGAGUUAUGAAGUUUCCGGAUCUUGGUCUUAUCGUUUGGCGGGUGAGGCAGCAGCGAUAAGUGUGGUGUGGGUGGAGAAGUGGAGGUUAGCGGGUGGCGGGCUAUAGGCAGCAACGGUAACUCCCGAUCAUUGGCCUUUUCUCUUUUUAAGACUGCUAGGUAUUUUUAUGUGGCCCUUGCGUAAACUUAACCGUUCUUUUGGUGCUAGUGUCGUGUUAGUUCUUAUGUUCUAUGUUUCUUAUGUCAUCCCCGUGUGGGUUUAAGUCGCCCCUGCGUGGGUUCUAGUUGCCGCUUCUAAUGGGCUCUUGGUUUUGGGGCUAUAUCGUUUUGCCGCCAACGUUUGUAUGAAUACUGAUAAUUUACUUAUGAAUGAAUCUCAAUUUGACGGAAA
Eruca vesicaria subsp. sativa (arugula) is the source of this 2386-nucleotide messenger RNA. The record is from the annotation of a GenBank genome assembly. Lineage: Eukaryota; Viridiplantae; Streptophyta; Magnoliopsida; Brassicales; Brassicaceae.